AUGACGGUGGAGAUGGCCCAGGACCCGUAUACAUUCCCGCCAGGGUCUUUGCCUUUGCCCUUUCAACGUCUACGGCACCAUGGAAUCCUCCUCAACGCCUCGGAGCAGCGCGAGCUUGCAUCUCGCAUGGAGAAGAAGCAGAUGAAGGAGUUCAUGACUAUGUACUCCAGACUCGUCCAGCGUUGCUUCGACGACUGCGUCAAUGACUUCACUACCAAGUCGCUCGUCUCCCGUGAGGAGAGCUGCGUCCUUCGCUGCGUCGACAAGCACCUCAAGAGUUCCGCCCGACUGGGCGAGCGCUUCCAGGAGCAGAACGCUGCCAUGAUGCAGGGCGGUCAGCUCCCUGGCCGGUAA
Messenger RNA from Paecilomyces variotii, 354 nucleotides. Its product is annotated as Tim10/DDP family zinc finger protein. NCBI's taxonomy places the organism in Eukaryota, Fungi, Ascomycota, Eurotiomycetes, Eurotiales, Thermoascaceae. Bases 1 to 354 code for a protein of 117 amino acids. The record is from RefSeq and is a predicted model, not a curated record. The transcript is spliced from 3 exons.